Messenger RNA from Durusdinium trenchii, 5319 nucleotides. The record is from the annotation of a GenBank genome assembly. Lineage: Eukaryota; Dinophyceae; Suessiales; Symbiodiniaceae.
AUGGCUGCCAAGAAGCGCUUGCAAGAGCUCUUCGAGAAAUAUGAUGCUGAUGGAGAUGGAGUAUUGUCAGAAGAGGAGAUGCUGGUGGUUUUUCAACAAAUCAACCCGAAGUUGGCACAGAUGGCCCCGCAAAUCUUUGAGGCCAAUGAUACGAACAAAGAUGGUGAGAUCCAAGUGCACGAGUUCAUCUCCUGGCUCUGCGGCUCCGCGGCCGCGGUGACGCCGCAGACGACGCCCAAGGGCCUGGACGUGCUCAUCACCAACACUUCUGAUCGGGUCUCGAAGUGUUUCUACUUCCAUCUCCGGAACUGCGAGAAUGUGGAGUUAACCAAUGGCGAGCGACCCACCUUCGUCGUGAAGGCAGGAGAGCAAGUGAGCCAGUCGCUCCUCUCCUGGACGUCGCCAGGGGUGCAAGGGAAGUACUCCUUUCGAUGGACCUCACGGGCGAAGUUCACCGGCGUAGAGGACGAUCCCAACGCCUUCAAAGAUCCAGACUUCCCCCAUGACUCGUCCAGCGUGGGGGAGUCCCAGACCAGUUUCAAGGUGGGACAGCAACCCGAGUUCUGGAUGCGUGCGCGGAUGUUGGGAGACCCCUCAGAGGCCCUCCUCUUCGAUCAGAUCAACCCACAAGACAUCCGACAAGGAAACCUCAGUGAUUGUUGGCUCAUGAGUGCCCUUUCCUGCUUGGCGGAGCAGCCCUCGCGGAUCCGGAAGCUCUUCAGUAGCAAGCACCUCACAGACGACGGGAAGUACGAGAUCUCCCUUUUUGAUCCAGUGGACAAAGCUUGGCAAACGGUGGUGAUCGAUGAGUUCAUCCCCUGCGUCAAGCAGAACGAAGAACCCAAAGCAGCCUUUUCCUAUCCGGUGGGCGAAGAGCUUUGGGUGCAGCUGCUGGAGAAGGCAGUUGCCAAGUUCUGCGGUUGCUAUGGGAUGUUGGCGGGUGGCAGUGCAGCCUGGGCUUUUAUGGUCCUUACAGGCGUCACCAAUGUGAUCUGCUACUGGAAGAAAAGUGGCACCUGGUACCGCCGCACUGCUUGUUGUCGCGCUGGCAAACGCGGUCCCAACAGCAUCGGUUGGAAAGGAUUCGCCUCCGACACACAUGAGGCGUCGGCAGUGUUUGAGCUGCUGAGCAAAGAUGCAGCUGCCCAAUAUUGUGUCACAUGUAGUAUCCACGGUGGUGGAGCAGCCGAAGAAGAUGCUCACGGCGUUGGCUUGUUCAACAACCAUGAGUACUCCUUGUUGCAAGUCCGAGAGGAACAGCUCGACGAUGGGACGCCGAUGCGUUUCAUGGUGCUUCGAAACCCCUGGGGCUGCUUAGAGUUUCGCGGCGAUUGGAGUGAUCGGAGCGAGCUCUGGGAGCAGAAUCCCCAGCUGAAGGAGCGCCUGAAGGUCACCGACAAUAAGAACGAUGGAAGGUUUUACAUCUCCUUCGACGAUUGGGCCAAGUACUUCACCUUCGUGGUGAUUUGCCCCCAUGAUGGCGGUGUGCAAAAGCGCCAGGAGAAGAGAUCCAAGUGGACCACCUUGGGUCGGGGCCUUCAGGUGAGCACUGCCCUCGGAGAGACACCGACGCCCUCCAUCGAGGCCGACGCUGCGUCGGGCUCCGCGUGGGCGGCGGCGAAGGGUGGCUCCUUGGCCUCGCUUGCAGGCUUCGCGGCACGUGAGGGCGAGGUGGCCGAGGAGGAGGCUACAGGCUUCCUGGCAGAACAGCGUCAUUACUUGUCAUUGAAGCGACGAACUCUGCGGAGACGUGCUGACGGGUCGGAGGUGAGACUGGCGGGCAGCGGCUACGGCGACUACAACCAGGUUGGCGAUUCAGAUAAGCCUGAAGUGCAGAGCAUGGCGGACCACCAGGCGUCCCUGCUGCAACAGCUUCAAGACUUCCGUGCCAGCGGGUUCCGCUGCGACGUCACGCUGCAAAGCCGCGAUGGGCGCCUUCACCAUGGCCAUGUCCUGGUGCUGUCUGCUGCAAGCUCCGUGCUCAAAGCCAUGCUUUGCGGAGAUUUCCACGAAUCGCAGAUGGUGCAAACCGGAGGGGCGGUGAACAUCGAUGCGUCCGGUGGUGCCGUUGCCGCCUUUUUGGACUACAUUUAUGGAAAAGAAACAUGCAUUGAGACUCUCGAGACUACUGAUGAUCAAGUGGAGCUGCUGAAACUCGCAAGCUCCUAUGGUUUGCCGAAUCUAGCAGCCCGUCUUGCCUCCGAAUGGCAGGCAUCGCUGGACAGCGCAAGUGCACUGAAGCUUUUGCCUCACAUUUGGACUCACAGUGAGUUUAGCGAUCUCGCAGACUCGUGUGAACAGCAGAUCCUGGACGAUUUUGCGCUAUGUGUUGAAAGCGCGGACUUUCUCAACCUGACGGCCGGGCAGCUUGGAAGGAUUUUGCAAAGGAAUGAGCUUCAUGUUGCGAGGGAGGAAACAGUCCUUCAAGGCGUCUUCAAGUGGGUCGGCGCGUCAAAAGCAGAGAGAACAUGUCACUUGGAGCUGCUUUUGCAGAACAUUGAUUUUCCAUCUAUGUCAGUGGCAAAUCUGAAGCACUUGAGCCGUUUCGCCCAAUCUGCCGGAGCCGCAGGCCCUGGUUUGAGCAGGGAUGUGAACGGUGCCUUGCGCCGUCACCGAAAGCGUCAAGCCGAUGGAUCGUCGGAGAAACACCAGCCAAAAAGACGUUGUCUAAAGAACUGGUGCCCGGAUGUAGGCGCUGACAGCGACAGUACUUGCCAGCCAGUCACUCCCCCUGUGUGCGGUCUCGGCUUUUGCUGGCACGACGGUGCCCUCUACAUUGCAGAUUGGUCAAGCAAGAGGGUUCUUCGUUGCAGACCAGGUGAGAGUGAAUGUCAGAUUGUGGCAGGGGUGGGGGCCACUGUCAACGGUCACAACCAACUGCAUAGGCCUUUGGACGUGGCCGUUUCACCAUCAGGUGACGUCUUUGUCGUGGACUGGGAGGCUCGAGACCGCCGCUCGCUGCUGAAAUUCUCAAAUGGCCAUGGUCAAGUGCUGUUGCAGACACCAGGCUUGUUUCGCGUUGCUUGCUCACCAAAUGGAGUGCUUUACGUUCUGGACAAUGUUGGCAAGAAAGUGCAGCGAGUCGAUGGCUCAGUGCUCACACCAGUGCUGGACAGCAGCGACCUUCCCGAAGAUCAACGUUUCGCUGCAAGUCAAUUGUUUGUCACGAGCGAGGAGACUGUCUACCUCAGUAAUGGUCGAGGGAAACGAGUGCUACGCUUCAGUCCUGGUAGCCCACAGCCCACCACUGUCGGAAGCAUUCAGCAGGAAGGUGCGCGAGGUUUGGCAGGGUUGUUUGUGACGGAGAACCACAAGAUCUAUGUCACAGACCCUGUGCGUAAACGCAUUUGGGUGUUGAAUGAAGGCGAGACCACCGGCGUGCAACUGGACCUGGCGCUUCCAGACGGUGUUGUGCCGUUUGAUGUCAUGCUGCAACGGGACUCGAUGUAUGUUCUCCACUAUGAAGUAGACAACCCAGAAAACAUCCAAGCUGUAUACCGCUGUUGCUUGCCACCAGAACUUGUGCUGGAUGCUGCCUCAGUGCAACGGCGUCAGAGGCAGAGUGUGGUGAGGCUUGAGGGGGAGGAGAUGGAGAUGGUCGCAGCUGGUAGUUGGAUUCAGAGGCUUCAAGACUUCCGGUCCAACGAGUUCCGCUGCGACGUCACGCUGCGAAGCCGCGAUGGGCGCCUUCACCACGGCCACGUCCUCGUGCUGUCUGCUGCAAGCUCCGUGCUCAAAGCCAUGCUUUGCGGAGACUUCCACGAAUCGCAGCUGGUGAAAUCCGGAGAGGCCGAGAACAUCGAUGCGUCCGGUGGUGCCGUUGCCGCCUUUUUGGACUACAUUUACGGAAAGGAAGCAUGCAUUGACACUACUGACGAUCAAGUGGAGCUGCUGAAACUCGCAAGCUCCUAUGGUUUGCCGAAUCUAACAGCCUGCCUUGCUGCAGAAUGGCAGGCAUCGCUGGACAGCGCAAGCGCACUGAAGCUUUUGCCCCACGUUUGGACUCACAGCGAAUGUUGUAAUCUCGCGAAAUCAUGUGAACAGCAGAUCCUGGGUGACUUUGCGCAAUGUGUUGAGAGUGAGGACUUUGUUCAUUUGACGGUUGGGCAGCUUGGAAGCAACUUGCAAAGGCAUGACCUUCAUGUUGCAAGGGAGGAAACAGUCCUUCAAGGCGUCUUCAAGUGGGUCAGCGCGUCGACAGCAGAGAGAGCAUGUCACUUGGAGCUGCUUUUGCAGAACAUUGAUUUUCCAUCUAUGUCAGUGGCAAAUCUGAAGCGCUUGAGUCGUUUCUCCCAAUCUGCUGGAGCCAGUGGCCCUGGUCUCAGCAGGGCAGUGAACGAUGCCUUGCGCCUUCACCGAAAGCGUCAAGCCGAUGGAUCGUCGGAGAAACACCAGCCAAAAAGACGUUGUUUAAAGCACUGGUGCCCGGAUUUGGGCGCUGACGGUGACAGUGCUUGCCAGCCAGUGACUCCACCUGUGUAUGGUUUGGGCUUUUGCUGGCACGACGGUGCCCUCUACAUAGCAGUUUUGUCAAGCAAGAGGGUUCUUCGUUGCAGACCAGGUGAGAGUGAAUGUCAGAUUGUGGCAGGGGUGGGGGCCGCAGUCAACGGUCACAACCAACUGCACUCGCCCAUUGAUGUGGCCGUUUCACCAUCAGGUGACGUCUUUGUCUUGAACAUGGAGGCUCGAGACCGCCGGUCAUUGCUGAAAUUCUCAAAUGGCCAUGGUGAAGUUUUGUUGCAGACACCAGGCUUGACGCGUGUGGACUGCUCGGCAAAUGGAGUGCUUUACGUUGUGGACAAUGAUGGGACGAAGGUGCAGCGAGUCGAUGGCUCAGUGCUCACACCAGUCCUGGACAGCAGCGAACUUCCCGAAGAUCAACGUUUCAUUGCAAGUCAAUUGUUUGUCACGAGUGAGGAGACUGUCUACCUCAGUGAUCUUCGAGGGAAACGAGUGCUACGCUUCAGUCCUGGUAGCCCGCAGCCCACCACUGUCGGAAACUUCCAGCAGGAAGGUGCGGUAAGAUUGGCAGGGUUGUUUGUGACGGAGAGCCGAAAGAUCUAUGUCGCAGACCUUGCGCGUAAACGCAUUUGGGUGUUGAAUGAAGGCGAGACCACCAGCACGCAACUGGACCUGGCGCUUUCAGACGGUGUGAGUCCGUCUGAUGUCAUGCUGCAAGGGAACUCGAUGUAUUUUCUCCACUACGACCUAGACCACCCAGAAAAAAUCAAACCUGUAUACCGCUAUCGCCUGCCACCAGAACUUGUUCUGGAUACUGCCUCAGCCACUAGAGGAGCUCAAUCCGCUGAAGAUACUUGA